Bubalus bubalis (water buffalo) is the source of this 1270-nucleotide messenger RNA. It is a transcript of the gene LYSMD2, whose product is annotated as LysM domain containing 2. The transcript is spliced from 3 exons. NCBI's taxonomy places the organism in Eukaryota, Metazoa, Chordata, Mammalia, Artiodactyla, Bovidae. The coding region runs from base 402 to 1049 and encodes 215 amino acids. The record is from RefSeq and is a predicted model, not a curated record.
UGUUUUGCUUUGGGCAGAGUGGGGCUCUGUCGGCCCGGCGCGGGAUUCCACCUCGGGACCGAGGGCGUCUAUGGGGCCCCAGUGGCUACACUGCCGGGAGCCUUAGCGCUCUCCGCCUGUCGCACCGCGGGGCCAGUCGGGUGGGCAGGGUGGAGCCGAGCGGUCCGCGGGGCAGCAGCCGGAGCUCGUUUCGCUCUCCCUCCUGCAGGUGCGCCUGGAAAGGCGGACGCGGAGGAGCGGGCGGCCACCAUGGCGGGCCCGUAUCUUCCCACCUAGGCCUCCAGCCCGCCGCCCCCGCGGAACGGCCCUCCGCAGCCCCUGUGAGGAGGAAGAGGAGGUGGCGGCGGACGAGGCGCCGCCCCUUUGGCGAGCUUCCCGACCCGGCGGCCUCCGCAGGACCCAUGGCGGAUUCCUCGCCCGCUCCGUCCCUGCGGGCAGGCGGCCCCCGUGCGCCCCGGCCCUCAGCCCCCUCGCCGCCGCCGCCGCACUCGCGUUUGGGCUCCGAGGCCGAGGAGGCCGAGCUGUCGCUGAGCCUGGCACGCACCAAGACCCGCUCGUACGGUAGCACGGCCAGCGUGCGGGCGCCGCUGGGCGCCGGCGUCAUCGAGCGCCAUGUGGAGCACCGGGUCCGCGCCGGCGACACGCUGCAGGGCAUCGCGCUCAAGUACGGAGUCUCGAUGGAACAAAUUAAAAGGGCAAAUAAACUGUUUACCAAUGAUUGUAUAUUUCUGAAGAAAACUUUGAACAUCCCAGUUAUAUCAGAGAAGCCUUUGCUGUUUAAUGGACUUAACUCAGUAGAUUCUCCAGAAAAUGAAACUGUUGAUAGUUUUUCUCAUGAAGAGGAGCUGGUAGCAGCUGGGGAAGACAUCUCUCCUCCCAGCCCUCAAGAAUUGGAUGUUCAGCCCAUGCAGCCUGAGGAAGUAUCAGCCAGAGAUUUUCUGCAGAGGCUGGACUUGCAGAUUAAGUUAUCAACACAGGCAGCCAAGAAACUGAAAGAAGAGAGCAGAGAUGAAGAAAGUCUCUAUACAGCUUCCCUUUAUCACAGUUAGAUGAUCAGGGGGCAUAAUCUAACCUGGUUAAGAGAUGGCUGGAUCAUAAAGAAACCAACAACAGAUGAUUCAAAAGCAUCCUUUUGGAUUCUCAUAGCAAUGGCACCCCACUCCAGUACUCUUGCCUGGAAAAUCCCAUGGACGGAGGAGCCUGGUAGGCUGCAGUCCAUGGGGUUGCUAAGAGUCGGACACGACUGAGCGACUUCACUUUCACUUUUCAC